AUGUGGUCGUGGUCACUCAGCUUCGCGGCCAUCGCCCUUCUUUCGAACGGAAACACCGACGUUUCCGCCCUUGCCACGCCUAGCAAUGUCGACUCUUCCGACAACAACCAAGUUGGCUUUGCCAACGCCGUCCAGGGUGACGGCUUCCUCUCGAUCCCGGUCAACGCCGUUCCUCGUCCACGGCCUGGACGAGGAUCGAAAGCCAAGCGGUCCAAUGCCUACGAGGACUUGCUGCAGAACAAGGACUACUUCUACGCAACCGAUGGUGAGUGGCAAAGGCGCCCGCGUGCGAGCGGACGGAGUGGAGCGCUGACGAGUGGCGACGCAGUGAACAUUGGCAGCCCGCCCCAAAAAGUCACCAUCCUCGUCGACACGGGCUCCAGCGAGCUCUGGGUCAACCCCAGCUGCUCGUCGGCGCCGACGCAGUCGCAGUACAGGGAGUGCAUCAGCUUCGGCAAGUACGAACCCGCCGACUCGAACACGCCGCCGAUCGGGCCCUUUGGGUACCAGGACAUCAAAUACGGUGACGCGGCCGACUCGUCGACGCACACGUCGGUCGCCAUCCGAUACUACGCCGACACGGUGGCGCUCGGCGGUGCCGUGGUCAAGAACCAGACCUUUGGCGUCGUCACCAAGAGCGAGGGCCAGUCCCAGGGCAUCCUCGGCCUCGGACCCCACAUCAAGUUCGGCUUCGACUCGGAUCAGCCGUACACGCUGCUGCUCAACAACAUGGCCAAGCAGGGCGUCAUCGGGAGCCGCGUCUACUCCCUCGACCUGCGCAGCUCCGCCGUCGAUUCCGGCGCCGUCAUCUACGGCGGCGUCGACAAGAACAAGUUCGUCGGGAAGCUGGAGAAGCGACCCAUCAUCCGCGGUGCCAACCAGGAUUACCGGCUCGCCGUCGAGCUCACCACCGUCGGCCUGACCCUCGAUUCGCCCAGGAACUUUGAGGUGCGCGGCGACGAGGCGAACGUCCUCAUCGACUCGGGCUCCACCGUCUCGAGGUUGCGCGCCGAGGUCGCCAUGCCAAUCCUCAUGGCCCUGAAUGGCAAGGACGACGGCCAGGGCUACUUCCAGGUCUCGUGCGACCUGAGGGAGAAGGCCGGCAGCAUCGACUUCGGCUUCGGCUCCAAGACGCUCCGCGUCCCGCUCCGGGAUUUCGUCACGGACUUGACGGGCAACGGCGAAACCUGCUACGUCGGCUUGGUCGUGACCAAGGACCAGCAGAUCCUCGGCGACUCGGUCCUGCGCGCCGGAUACUUUGUCAUCGACUGGGACAGCCGCGCCGUGCACAUCGCCCAGGCGGCCAACUGUGGAGGCAGCGACAUUGUAGCCGUCGCCAAGUACUCCGACACCCUGCAGACCGUUGCCGGGAACUGCAAGCUGGACUCUGUCAACUUCUCUGGCGGGCCCGAUAACCAACCGACUGCCGAUUCCCCCGCAACCUCAUGCUCAGCUGCCAACGGCAACUGCAAGCCGGCUGCCGCGCCGACGACGACGGCGAAGGCGAAGGCGACCCCGUCCGGAAAUGCCGACGGAACGACAGGCGCCGGUGUGCGAACCGACGCCAUGAGCAGCCUUCUCGUCGCUGCCGGCCUGCUGUCUGUGCUGUAUAGUGCACUAUGA
Molecule: messenger RNA, 1623 nt
Organism: Drechmeria coniospora
Lineage: Eukaryota; Fungi; Ascomycota; Sordariomycetes; Hypocreales; Ophiocordycipitaceae
Exons: 2
Coding region: 1-1623 (540 amino acids)
Biological process (GO): proteolysis
Molecular function (GO): aspartic-type endopeptidase activity
Source: RefSeq, a predicted model, not a curated record